AUGUCCAACCUCGGCGCUCAUCCGCAGGUGAUAACUGUUAACAAAAGUGCUUAUAAUAAUUCUCCAGUUAUGAAUUCAUCGGCAAAAGGUAGCAUUAGCAGUCCACAACUUAUUGGGAUAUCUUCCAUCAUUGCAAAUUCGCAGAAUAGAGGUAAUUCAGUGAAUUAUACCACGACUAACCAUCAGAACUCUAGCCCACAGCCUCUUGUUACUAAACAACUUAAUAACAUUUCACCUUCUGUAAGAUUUGUUGUGAAUAAUGCAAAGCCUUCUUAUGGCGUGUCGUCAAAUGUGGUUCACACAUCAAGCGCUCAAAACAUGAACAUCACCUCACAGAAUAUUGUGUCGCAACCAUUGACUAAAGUAACUAUUGGUGCGAAUAAUGCAAUUCAUAAUUUAAACUUAACCACAGUGGCCUCCGAGCAGAAAGUAUUACCAAACGGGAGUACACAUCUACAGAGUGUACAGCUCAAAGAUGGAUCUGUGAUAUCUCAACAGAUUAUGAAAAAUGGUGCAAAUCAUGUUGUCAUUAAACGGGAACAAGGUGAUAUUUCCUCAAAUUCUGUGAUUCAAGGAGUUCAUCAGUCGAUGGUCAGCUCCGGAACCCAACAGAUUAUCAAAGGUAUUGGUGGAGAAAGUGGCCGUGGUGUUGUUCGAACCCCAACACCCAUCACACAGCAGAAUUUGUUGCAGGCGACUGUUGGUACAAUGUUAGGAAAUUCUUCGCCCUCGGUUUCGGUAAGUGCAGUGGCUACAGGUGUUUCUUCAAUGAGACCUGCAUUGCAUAUACGACCUGGACAAGUUCGGAUCACAAAUCCGGUUCGUGCUCAGCAUCCGACACUCGCUCCAAGGCAGCAGACCCCCCACACAAAUACACUGACCUUACCACAAGGUGCCUUGUUAAUGAGGAACGAAAAUGGGCAGCUAGUGCUUGUCUCGGCUCCACAGGGAGCUCUUCAGCAGGCACAAGGAGGCAGCACUGUCAUCACAUCCAUGGCUUCCAGUGGCGGUCGGUUACCACAGGGAGCUCUUCAGCAGGCACAAGGGGGCAGCACUCCUCUGACAACGCAGGCAUCAGUCAGAGCUGCGGGCAAUGGGCAGACGAUGGUGACCAUCCAGCCACAGGUGCAGCAGCAGCAGCCUGUACAGGUGAGGGCUGCGGCCAUGACCCCAACCGUGAUGUCCACCAGGAGUCUGCAGCCGUCCACCGACACGGUCACCAAAGUCCUGUCGGGUCAGUCUGCUACUGUGUCCGUCAGUCAGCCAGUGCCGGCUAACAUCGCUAGCAACACUGGGGAGGCUUCUGGAGACACCCAUAAAGCCAUGCUGGAAAAUGUGAACAAAUGCAAGAACUUCCUGUCGACGCUCAUCAAUCUAGCUGCCAGUCAACCAAAGGACACAGUGAAAAAUGUAAAAGCGUUGAUCCAGGGCCUUUUAGACGGGAAAGUGGAGCCAGAGGUGUUCACGGAACGAUUGCAGCGAGAGCUUCAGUCAUCGCCGCAGCCGUAUCUUGUCCCAUUUCUCAAGAAAAGCCUUCCUGUGUUGAGAUAUUCCUUGAUCAAAGGUCUGAUGACAAUAGACGGGAUCAAACCACCACCUCCUGCAAUCAUGGCUCAGACUCAACCUGUUGGCCAGACCACAGCACCUCCCAGGAUCAUCACACAGCAGGUCAUUACCCCGCGACCUGUAGUGGCAGCUCACACCAUUAGAACAUCCAUGCCGCAGGUAACACAGUUGCCUGGUCCACAAGCAAGUCGGGCAGCAGUGGUUAGACAGACCUUGCCGCAGAUGGCAGUGACCCAAAGUGGAAACAAAGUCCUAGUGCCGGCUCUUCCUCGCUCACAUUCCACUCUCGCCCAGGCCAGUCCCCGGAUAGCUGUUCAGCCAUUUCCUCAAAUGGUGCGUCCGGCCAGGCCUGCUCUGUCUGCGGUUACCAUCAAGCCAGAGCCAUCCACUCCUGCUGCAGGUUAUCGGGAGAAAAGGAAAUUUGAAUCUUUAAAAGAUGGGGAUGAUGAUAUCAACGACGUCGCGACAAUGGGAGGAGUGAAUCUGUCCGAGGAGUCUAAAAAUAUCCUGGCUACCACAAAUGCGGAUGCUAUUGGUGCUCACCUCCGAUCUUGUAAAGAUGAGAUCUUUUUGCCGGCCACGCCUCUGCUCAGGAAGAUUACAGCAAUUGCCAAAAAAUACGGUAUUGAAGAGAUCAGCCCUGGGGUGGUGAGUAUGAUAUCCCAUGCCACCCAGGAGCGGUUGCGGUGCAUGGUUGCCAACUUGUCCACCAUCGCUGAACACAGGGUGGAGAUGUACAAGUUUGACAACAGAUACGAGGCAGCAUCAGACACUAAACAUAAGCUCAAAUUUCUGGAGGAGCUCGACAAAUUGGAGAGGAAACGACACGAAGAACAGGAACGAGAAAAGCUACUCAGGGCCAUAAAGAGUCGAUCCAAGAAUGAAGACCCUGAACAGUUGAAGCUGAAACAGAAGGCAAAAGAGCUGCAACAGAUGGAGGCCGAAGAGCUACGGCAGAAGGAAGCCAACCAGACGGCUCUGGCCGCUAUUGGGCCGCGUAAGAAAAGGAAGUUAGAUUUCUUAGACUCCUCAAAAACAGGGGCAGGUGCAGGUGUUGGGUCAUCAGAUGCAAGUACCAGUUCCUCCAUGUCGUCGGUGAUGCGCCCCCGGAUUAAGAGAGUGAACAUGCGAGAUGUCCAGCUCUUAAUGGAAUCAGAGCGGCCGACACGGAAAUCUGAACUCUUGUAUAAAUCAUACUUGAAAUGA
Molecule: messenger RNA, 2772 nt
Organism: Candidula unifasciata
Lineage: Eukaryota; Metazoa; Mollusca; Gastropoda; Stylommatophora; Geomitridae
Source: the annotation of a GenBank genome assembly